This is a messenger RNA of Gadus macrocephalus (Pacific cod), 3873 nucleotides long. RefSeq names its product StAR-related lipid transfer (START) domain containing 7 (gene stard7). NCBI's taxonomy places the organism in Eukaryota, Metazoa, Chordata, Actinopteri, Gadiformes, Gadidae. The record is from RefSeq and is a predicted model, not a curated record. Bases 425 to 1639 code for a protein of 404 amino acids. Gene Ontology annotation, molecular function: lipid binding. The transcript has 8 exons.
GGGGUGGGCGUGUAUGAGACUAGAAGGAGGAGGUCAAAUGUGUUGCUAGGUUUUGGAAGCGUGAGGUUAGCUGUUAGACAGGUGAGAUAUUGGACUUGGUACGUUGGACUAACUCGAUAUUAUAAAGACUGCAUUAGAUUCACAUCCGGUGUGAAUACCUACGAAUUGUUAUUGUUUCUAUUCCAUUGUGCCUCGUAUUGAUCCCGGCUCACUCGAUCACAGCUAGCCGUAGUGCUGUAAGUUAGCUCUCUGCUCAGACAUUAGCAAAAGCGACAGAGUUAGUUAGAUGGGACAGAACUAAACCUUUAAUGGUUUAGUAUGAUGCCUCUCAGUGGUCCGUCUCAGUGGAUCGUUGGGUACUUCGUGUUUCGACGUUUUUCUAGCAGCGCUGUUAUCUAAACCCUGCUCUUUGAACCCGGUCAUCAUGUUUCACACCAUGCCCAGGCGGCCCAUGUGUGAAAUGGGAAUAAAAGCAGUGAGGCUUCAACGUACUUGUGCACUUAGAACGAAUGCGAGCCAGGAGCAUGCGAGUCCCGCCGGUACGGUGUGGCUGGGCCGAGGCCUGGGUCUGCUGCUGACAUGUCUGCAGAGAGCUGGGCUCUGUGUGCGGGAGGUCUCCCGUCCGGGCAGGAAGAAGCAAGGCCUGCUGUCCCUAUUUGCCAAUCACUGUAGCUUUGUAACGGGUCAGAGGCUCAGACGGGCUUAUCAGAUCGGCGAGCUUUACUCGAACCUGUACUCCGAGCGGACCAGGUGGACCCUUGUAGGCAACAUAUGGCGGCGGUUUCAGAACAAGCAGGCCCCAGUGGGGAGGCUCGUAGCCGCCCUGGCCGGGGUCUUCAUGUGGGAGAACGAGAAGAUCGAGGAUGAGGAAAUCACCAGGUGUGGGCUCGAGCUGCGAUCCCUCGACUCCAUGAAGAGAAGGAACUCCUUGCCGGUGGAGGAGGCUGGGGAGGUAGAGGCUGGCUGGGAGUCCGUGGUGGAGAAGAAGGAAUUCAAAGUGUGGAAAAGACCUAUUCCUGACAGUCAUCUCUAUGAAUACAGAGUGUUGGCCUCAUACAAUGACGUCACGCCAAGACAGUUCUUCAAUGUUCAGUUGGACACGGAGUACCGGAAGACCUGGGACGCGCUGGUGAUCAAGCUGGAGGUGGUGGACCGCGACGCCAACACGGGCUCCGAGGUGGUGCACUGGGCCACGCACUUCCCUUACCCCAUGUACUCCAGAGAUUACGUGUACGUGCGCCGCUAUGAUGUCGACUGGGAGAACAACUUGAUGAUCCUCGUUUCCAGGGCCGUAGCCCACCCGCGGGCCCCCGAGACCCAGCAGUUUGUGAGGGUCCAUUCCUACCAGUCCAAGAUGGUCAUCCGUCCUCACAAGUCUUUUGACGAGAAUGGGUUUGAUUAUCUACUGACCUACAGCGACGACCCCCAGACUGUGUUCCCCCGCUACUGUGUGAGCUGGAUGGUGUCCAGUGGCAUGCCUGACUUCCUUGACAAGCUGCACACGGCGGCGCUGAAGGCCAAGAACCUGGAGGUGGGGAUCCACGACUACACCAGCAGGCUGAAGCCCAAGGACGCCGGCCGGCAGCCCAGCCCGGAGCGCCUCGCCGGGGAGAGCGCCCCGGGCCCCAUCUACGCCUGAUGUGGAGGUCACUGCAUUGGGGGGAGGGGGCAAGAGGAGAGGGGGGACACGCACUAGGAACACAAACAUAAACCUAGUUACAACAGGUUCAUCCAUUCAGUCUGUUGAACGGUGGAGGGGGGGGGGGGGAGAGAGAAAGAUGGAAAUAGGAUGCGUACGUAGAAGACACAUCUGUCAUCCACUGACCUUCCCCCCCCCCCUCCCCUCCUCCUACAUUGGAUAAAUCCAGUCGUCAUGGAAACAAGUGGUCAGCAAAAAAAUUCAUCUAUUUAUUUUUUCUUCCCUCUUGGGCAUCACAAACCGGUUGUUUCGGAAAGGUUUCUUUGCAGAACGUCCGCCUGGAAACUGCCGUUGCUUAGUCUGGCGACGAAGGCCGGGGGACUAUGCAGGUUGACUGGUGCUAAAGCGAUGCGUUGCUGCAGCGGCUGAGUGAGGCUGAGCCAAAACAUGCUCCACGCAGAGACACUGUUGCCAAAGCGCUGCUUUUUUUUAACGCGGUCCCGCUCAAGUCUCGUGUCUCAUUAGCCAUACCCAUUGACAUUCACGGCAGACAUCGUUUUCACCGUUCACAUGCCGCUACUUGCGCUCAUGUCGGCUUAGCUGUUGCUCACCAUGGAUCAUUUGUUGUUGUUAUUUCAAAAUGAGUCUUCAAUGGCUGCUUGUUGAAAGUUGUUGCCUAAAUCGUUUGCCAGCCCAACAGAUAUUGAUAUAUGUAAAGCAAAUGGAUGGAUCCAAAUGAUGUCGGUGAAACUGGACUUCUGCAUGUGUCGACCGCUACAAUUGACACAUCCAGCUUUUACUGGAUGUGUGUGACGCUGAAUCUAUUGGUCAGGGGGACAACAUGCCCACAGUUUGUCUUCCAUGGAAUGAACCAUGUGAAGCUUCGACCCACCGCCGACCCCCUCUGUGAGCGCGGAGUGCUGAUCUCAUCCGUCCCACAUUAUCUGUUUGUGUUUUUUAUUGUUAUGUUUUUUGUUUUUUUUUAAAGACGGGUUUCUCCAACAGCUUUGUAAAUCUGGCCAGUCCUCAAGCAGACGCACUCCUCAGAUAUCUUGGUACGCCCCAUAAACUAAAUGCUCUCGAACGGCACACAUCCCAUCUCCCCCUGUCCUAUGAGUCCAUAUAUUACUGUUUGUGGUCCAUCUGCAGAGACAUGCAGCGGCUUUUAUGUGUCGUCAAUUCAACCAAGCAGUUGGUCGAACAGAUAUUAUUGUUUUUAUUCCUUGUUGAAGACCAUAUACAUCCACAACUGGUGGCCUGACUUGAGUUAGCCGAUGUGAUUAAGAAUUCCUUUUCCUAGGUUGUCAUUUAUUUUUUGUAUUUCAUGUAAUACUGGACUCGACCAUCAAGGCUCUGGUUGUACCCAGGUGUGUGUCUAUGUGUGUGUGUGUGUGCGUGGGGUUGAUUUUUAAAUGUAACACGCAUGCUGUAGGAAGUCAAGUGCUCAAUUGGACUAUUAUUUACUCAAUACUGCCUGACAAACGUCAAAUGUCACCAAGAACAUUUAAAAUUUGAUGCAGAGUGGGUUGUUUGUGUACGGGAUCAUAAUGGACGAGUUAAGGCUUUGGAUAACUACUGGGUUAGGUACUAACUUAGUUACUACUACUAACCCCACGAUGUCACAGCCAUAUUGAACUGUUUUCAGCAAAUUGCGAGUAGUGUUUUAACAAUACGUUUGCCAAUGUCAAUUUAUUAAGACAUGCCCAAUACGUUUUGAAGUAUGGGGAAUAUAUGUAGUGCGGGAAAAGGAAGUGACUAUCUAUUAUCAUUAGGCUAUAGGCCUUUAUCGCAGAGGUGUAUAGGAUUUGUGAACACAGGUGUAUCCCAGAAUUAUUAUCUCAUUAAGUUGAUGAGCUACACCUGGGUUCACCCUACUAUGACACUGGGACUCUUGGCUUGAGGGGUUCAAUGGUGGAGCCAUGAGAUGGAUGUACUAACAUAGAAAUUAAAAGGUAUUCAUUGAUAAGGAAUAUUCAACUUGAACAUUAACAUCUUCCAGGUCAUUUCUAGACGUGUGUGUGCCACAGAUUCUCAAAGAGUUUUGUUUGUGAAGAGAUUCAACCUUGUGUUGUGAUUAAUUAUUGUUAAAGCUUCUAAUGAUUGUAUAAUGCAUUCUAUAUACAUAAAAACAGAAAUGGGCGGUUCACUGGCAUGGUUCCCUUGUAAUCCUGUGAUUUGGAGAAAUAUUGAAAUUGAACAUCUUAUCGUUUCAAAUAAACAGACCUUCAAGUGUA